AUGAACCUUCUCUGCAUCGCUCUGAAGAUGCUGCCUGCCACUGCAACAUCUUUUAUCCAUCUGCAAGUGGAGGGCAGAGCAGUGGAGGGCCAGGGCUCUAACCUGGCCAUCAAACGGACUGGUAGCCUCUCCUCUCCAGGGAUCAUGUACCCUCAGGGCAGGCACCCGGUCCCCUUGCAACCUGGCCAGUCCUUUAAGUUCACCGUCCUGGAGACACUGGACAGGAUCAAGGAGGAGUUCCAGUUCCUUCAGGCUCAGUAUCACAGCCUGAAACUGGAAUGUGAAAAACUGGCCAGUGAGAAGACUGAGAUGCAGCGGCACUACAUCAUGUACUACGAGAUGUCCUACGGCCUAAACAUCGAGAUGCACAAGCAGGCGGAGAUCGUCAAGCGUCUCAGUGCCAUCUGUGCUCAGAUCAUCCCAUUCCUCUCACAAGAGCACCAGCAGCAGGUGGUCCAGGCGGUGGAGAGGGCCAAGCAGGUCACAAUGGCAGAACUGAAUGCAAUCAUUGGGCAGCAGCUCCAGCACCUGUCGCACCACGCCCCCGGUAUCCCCCUGACCCCUCACCCGUCGGGCUUGUCUCUGGGCGCUGGCGGUUCGGGUCUCCUGGCGCUGACCGGUGCUCUGGGAGUGUCUGCUCACCUGGCCUCAAAAGAUGAACGCAACCACCUGGACCCAGAACACCUCAGAGAGGGAGCCCCCAGCCGGAGUAAAUCAGUGUCGUCGACAGACAGUCAGCCGAACGAGGAGCGCCAGGGUCCGUCUGGAGGGUACAGCUCGUCUCAGGGAGGAGCAGAGGCCAAGAGGAGGCGAUGUGAGGACAAGGACUCGCUGCCACCGCACUCAUACGACAGUGAUGCGGAAAAGAGUGAGGACAACCUUGUGGUGGACGUCUCAAAUGAAGAGCCAAACUCUCCAGCAGGCAGCCCCCCUCACUCUCCACAUGGGAACGGCUUAGACCGGGCCCCCACUCUCCGCAAAGAGCUUCCUGGCUCCUCAGGCACUGAUGCUCCCACCACCCCAAACCCACGUAGUCCUACCCCUGGGAAGAGCAAGGACCCUGCACAGAUGGACAAAUCGCAGUCUCCAUUGUCUAAGUCUGGCACGCCGUCUCCGUCCCACCGGGAGGCUCUCACCCCGGGGGCCCCAGGCGCUCCUGGUCCCAGCACAUCCUGCCUUCGCCUGGUCAGCAAAGCAGCCUCAUCUGCUGACCCACUUGCUCUCCGCAGCCCCUUGUCUGUACCCCCUGGUUCAUACCCGGCUCACUUUGGGGUGGUGUCCCACGCAGGACUCAAUGGUGAACUGGCCAGCCCUGGAGGUUUUGGAGGCCCUUUGACUCUGUCUCCACAGAUCAGUGCAGCAGCCAGCGCGUAUUCGCGGAGCCCCAUGGUUGCAUAUGAUUCUCGAGCUCAUCUCAGGGCAUCUGGAUUAUCCUCCUCUCUUCCUGGUGCAUCAGGAGGCAAGCCUGCAUACUCAUUCCACGUGAGCGCAGAUGGGCAGAUGCAGCCCGUGCCCUUCCCCCCUGAUGCCCUCCUGGGCCCGGGGAUCCCUCGACACGCACGGCAGAUCCACACACUGAGCCACGGAGAGGUGGUGUGUGCCGUCACCAUCAGCACCUCCACCCGCCACGUCUACACUGGAGGAAAAGGCUGCGUCAAAGUGUGGGACAUCAGCCAGCCGGGCAACAAGAGCCCCAUGGCCCAGCUCGACUGUCUGAACCGAGACAACUACAUCAGAUCCUGUAAAAUCCUUCCUGACGGCCGGACUCUAAUAGUGGGCGGUGAGGCCAGUACACUGUCCAUCUGGGACCUGGCCACGCCCACUCCUCGCAUCAAGGCGGAGCUGACGUCGUCUGCGCCCGCCUGCUACGCUCUGGCCAUCUCCCCCGACAACAAAGUGUGUUUCUCCUGCUGCAGCGACGGCAACAUCGUGGUGUGGGACCUGCACAACCAGACUCUCGUGAGACAGUUCCAGGGCCACACAGACGGAGCGAGCUGCAUCGACAUCUCUAAUGACGGCACUAAACUGUGGACAGGAGGACUGGACAACACUGUCCGCUGCUGGGACCUCCGAGAGGGACGCCAGCUGCAGCAGCAUGACUUCACCUCACAGAUCUUCUCCCUGGGCUACUGUCCCACGGGCGAGUGGCUGGCUGUGGGGAUGGAGAGCAGUAAUGUGGAAGUGCUGCACGUCUCCAAACCAGACAAGUACCAGCUGCACCUCCACGAGAGCUGUGUCCUCUCACUAAAGUUCGCCUCCUGUGGGAAGUGGUUCGUGAGCACAGGUAAAGACAAUCUGUUGAAUGCAUGGAGGACACCUUAUGGAGCCAGCAUAUUCCAGUCCAAGGAGUCGUCGUCUGUGCUGAGCUGCGACGUCUCUCCGGAUGACAAGUACAUCGUGACGGGCUCAGGCGACAAGAAGGCCACGGUGUACGAGGUGGUGUACUGA
This is a messenger RNA of Knipowitschia caucasica, 2448 nucleotides long. The record is from the annotation of a GenBank genome assembly. Lineage: Eukaryota; Metazoa; Chordata; Actinopteri; Gobiiformes; Gobiidae.